Aspergillus tubingensis is the source of this 1200-nucleotide messenger RNA. Its product is annotated as ribokinase family protein. The transcript has 3 exons. Bases 1 to 1200 code for a protein of 399 amino acids. NCBI's taxonomy places the organism in Eukaryota, Fungi, Ascomycota, Eurotiomycetes, Eurotiales, Aspergillaceae. The record is from RefSeq and is a predicted model, not a curated record.
AUGUUGGAAGGCCAUGGCUCCUCGGAGCACUCUAGAGACAAUGUGGACUUCUGCACAAUGGGCAUGUUCAUUCUUGACGAUAUAGACUUCGAUGGAACAAGACCAAACGUAAAGAAUGUUCUAGGAGGCGCAGCAUCGUUUGCCGUCGUUGGUGCCCGCUUGGUAACUGGAAGAGAACAUUCGCAGGCCGUGAGCUGGAUUGUGGAUGUUGGCUCCGACUUCCCUCCAGAUGUUCUCGAUCUGCUCAAGUCGUGGGAUACAAACUGUGUAUUCCGGGAGGACCAAAGUCGUUUGACAACCAGGGCCUGGAAUGGUUACGGUCCGAAUGAGAAGCGAGACUUCAAAUACCUGUCCCCGAAGUUGCGCCUGGAACCAGAAAUGCUGUCUGAUGCUCAGGUGUUCUCCAAGACCUUCCACAUGGUCUGCUCCUCUUCGCGUUGCAUUUCGAUUGUACAAACAAUCCUGCGCAGACGGGAGGAGCUACAGCGAGCAGGCAAAGCUCCCCAAGUGGAGCACGCUGCGAAAAGACCUAUUUUCGUUUGGGAACCUGUGCCGGAUCUAUGCACGCCAGAAGAGCAAGAGCGGUUCCUUGCGGCAAACCAAGUUGUAGAUGUUGUGAGCCCCAACGAACUGGAACUCGGAAUGAUGUUUGGUCAGCCUGGUUGGAGCGAGGACACCGACUAUGGGAAGAGCAUCGUCAAGAAGAUCCUUGAGUCAGGUAUUGGUCCUGAUGGGAACGGGCAUUUGGUUAUCAGAGCCGGUAAAGACGGUAGCUACUCUUACUCUAGAUCCCAGAGGGUCUGGCUGCCCGCCUACCAUCAGCCCAGUGCUUCAGGGGUGUCAGCGGUAGUUGACCCCACUGGCGCGGGCAAUUCUUUUCUGGGUGCCCUGACACAGGGCAUGGUCAGUGCAGGCAGAAAACCAGCCAAUCUUAUCGACUCAGUCCUCGCAGGAUCUACGGCAUGGCAGGAAGCAGUGCAAGCUGCUGCACAGCAUAGCCAGGUCUUGACGGCCUUGAUUUUCGCUACUGUGGCGGCCAGCUUCGUGGUGGAGCAGAUCGGAGUGCCGCGCAUGUCUACAUCCAGUGAUGGAAAGGAGCUUUGGAACGAGACUGAGUUCACGGAACGGGUCCGUCUGUACACACAGCGCUUGUAUCGAACAUUGGAAGAGUCUCCUCAGAAGCACUUUCAGAUCAACUGA